UACACGAACUUUAGGUAUACCUAUCAGUAUGAACUAGUGAUAGGCGGUUUAUUUAGCAAUGGUCUGUGUUCGUAAAGACUCUGAACAGCCCCCAUAAAUCUUAACGCUAUUGUAACGCACUCUUUCUCCGUCGGGGAGGUACAUUCUGUUACUAACGAUACACAGAUAGCGUUGCUAUGAUGCCAUUUUGGAUUUCCAUAUCUGGUUACCCUGAGCCAUUGUCGUAUUUGAUUGCGUUCGGCGAUUAGACGAAGUCAUCUCCCCUGACAACUGUGUUCAGUCAAGAUCGACACAAGUCACUGAACUAUAUGCCAGAGUUCUGUAGACUUGACUGUUCGACUCGCGGGAGGACAGAAGUGGUCCUUACUACAGAUGAUGAUGUCAUCUUCAGAGGGUUUGCAGACCUAUCAUGAUCUUUGCCUGGAUCACAGAGUUGAGAUGUUUCUGGAGAAGCAGAUUGGACAGUCUGUGGAACUGGACUUCUACAAUCAAUACAAGAUGCUCAAACCUUGUUCUGUGAGGCCAUCUGUGUCUGACUCUGCUCUCCUCACCAAUGGUCUUAGAAUUCAUGAAAGUGUUGACAUGUACAUUACUGCUGCAAGAAAACUGGAUGAAAUAAGGAGAAAGAAGUUUCCCUUUCUCACCACAGGAAUUGCGUUCAAAUGUUCAUAUAACCCUGGGAAGUCUUUCUCUGACUCUGAUCUAUGUCUUGUCAUUACAUCCGACAGCAGUAUCAGCCUCCAGUCCAGCUCAAGUGUGAGUGUGAACCAUGGACAGGAACAGGAAGACUUUGAACCACAGCCAGGACCCAGUGGUUAUGUGCCUGAGGCAGGAAGAUUUAAGAACUUGAAGCCUCAGUCUGGUCCUAACUGUUCUGGAUGUUCUAGCACACACUCUCUGUACAGUACAGAAAGUGAAGUGAAUGUCUUCUUCGAUGAGUACAUGGUCAAUAUGCAUGAUAUGAAUGCCCACAACUGGGCUGACUUUGAUGAUGAUCACUCAGUGUCCGCUGUGUCCAGUCAGGAAUCUAACCUAUCUGCUGUAUCAAGUGUUUUGUCAUUGCACAUGGACUACAACCAGUGGGACUGGAAUGAGAAAGAUGAACUUGUUGGGCCUCUUGGUGACGAUGGAUGGGCAAUUGGAGCAGCAGAGGUUAUCAUUGAUGUUGAUGACACUCUUGAGUUCAACACACAAUAUCCUUCUCUGCAAACUCAGAGUGAGAGACAAUCUUCCGAUGUUCCCCACAGGACACCCAGUGAGUCAAUGUUGUGUGACAGGAAGAGGAAAUACUAUGAUGAGCUGAUGAGUGAUGGUGAUCAUCCCAGGAAGAGGCCACGAGCAUCUGUCAGUGACACAGCAGUGCCCAGUCCUCCUCAAGAUCCAGAGGCACCACACCUGCCCAGAAGAACUAUAAGAGCAGUUCGUCGCAGGUUACCCAGAGAAUGAAAUGAGUGUUAUGUACAAUGAACAUGAGUGUUUUGUUUGUGACUGUCUUGUGCUAUGCUGUAAACGUUGUAAAAUGUUAUGGUCUUCAUCAGUGUUCCUUGUGUUGUCUGCAAUUCUUGUAAACCAAGGCAAACCCUUAUAGUCAUAAACCACUCUGUUUAUCAAUGGUCAAAUUAUAACCAGAUCUAAAGGGUAUUAUGUCAGGUUACUCCCAGUGAUAUAUACCCUGGCGAUCUUGGGGAGCCAUGUAAAGACCACUUAACCUCGAAAAUGCCCCAGACGUCCCUAUUACCGUUUAGGUAACUCUGAACUGUGACCAGACCACACAGUUCAUGGGUCUGCUUUCCCUGUACUGUAGAAGGCUCAGAUCUAUAUAACUUUUCGAGGCCGUUUCGACUCCCCCAUAAGUCUAGGUAUCCCUGAAGCUGGUCUGCGCCACGACCACUAGCCACUCAAAGGUAGGUCGUGAUGGACUUCCUGGUCAUUCAAAGUAUCCCUUGUUCUGGAUCUCCUUCAGCCACCGAUCUGUGCCGAAACAUGCGCUAUAGUGGAGGAGGAUGUGGAGGCAGAUUAACCAUUGGUUUAUUUGGACAACGUAUAUCCACCAACUAAAACAAAUAUGUAUCAGAAAGCGGUACUUUGGCUGAUUGUAGUAAAGACAGCUAAUUUUUACCCUUCUGGACAGAUAUGCUGUAAACAAAUUUUGACAUACUGUAACAGUUUGUUCUCACAGAAUUCAACCUCGUUUCCAAAAGAAUGUAUCCCCACUCUUGCUAUGUAUUAGUCACUAGGACCACAUACUAGCUACGGGAAUAUUAUCAUUAUCAAAUCUUUAAUCUCACUUUUAUCACGCGGGAAAUGCCCAUUUGAAAACUUACUAAAUUUCCUUGACAAGUAAAAUAAUACAUUUAAGGACUGAUCUGGUAUGAAUUCAAAAGGAAAUCAGGGGAGUAAGGCUUUCUAUCUCAGGAAUAGUUAGGAUUUACACCAUAGCCCUUUGAAUGGAACAAAGCACAAUCGGUCAUAUUCUUGAGAUACAAAAUAAAUUAAUACAACUUGAGACAUAAUAAAAACUUGCUUUGUUCUAUAUAUUCUUACUGAUAUCUAGAGUCAAACGUUUGCAUAAUACAUAGUACUUUGUGUAAAACAACUAAGUACAAUAUAUCUCAUCUUCAGAUACCUUUUUUUCAAAGGUGAUCAAUACCAGUUGUCUUUGUUAACUGUAUAAUAAACUGUUUUGUACUUAA
Molecule: messenger RNA, 2693 nt
Organism: Haliotis rubra (blacklip abalone)
Lineage: Eukaryota; Metazoa; Mollusca; Gastropoda; Lepetellida; Haliotidae
Exons: 3
Coding region: 373-1446 (357 amino acids)
Source: RefSeq, a predicted model, not a curated record